Messenger RNA from Chrysemys picta bellii (western painted turtle), 507 nucleotides. The record is from RefSeq and is a predicted model, not a curated record. NCBI's taxonomy places the organism in Eukaryota, Metazoa, Chordata, Testudines, Emydidae.
AUGGAGGAGAGCCUCGAACACAGGCUGCAGCAGCAGGAGAGGUUCCUGGCAGGGCGGUGCCAGUUCUGCCCAGCCGGCUGGCUCGGGGACACGGGGAAGUGCUAUUACUUUUCUUCAGCCAAGAGGGACUGGGCCAAGAGCAAAGAGGAUUGCUGCUCCCGGGGCGCCCAGCUCGUCACCAUCAGAGCCAACGCCACGCUGGCCUUCCUGCAGCGCGUGUCCAAGAGCAACACGUUCCACAUUGGGCUGAAGAAGGAACAUGCCGGGCGUGACUGGAAGUGGGUGGACGGCUCUGCACUGAACGGGCUCUUCCCAGUGACGCGCUCCACCGCCUCCUACCUGGCUUGUGGGAGGGUGUCGGGCCGUGGGCUGUCGGACGGGUCGUGCACAGACCCCUGCCGCUGGAUCUGUGAGCAGAGUGCCCUCACCUUGCAGUGGGGCCACGGCUCUGCCCCUCCCACUUUCCUGUGGGGGAACACGACCUACACCUGCAUCGAUCCCGAGUGA